UCGCAUUCAUUGACAUACAAAUAAAUCAAUGACCUGAUAAGAGCUGUCAUCUGACCAUAUCUUGGUUUUCGUAACUUCUCGGGACAAAUCGACUCUGUGAACAAUAUGCGCUUUAUCCAGUUUGAGAGGGGCGGAGUGAGACAGGUCGGGGUGGAGGUACGCGAUGGAGGGGACAUCGUGGAUUUACGUGCAGGAGACUCCGAAAUUCCAUCAGACAUGCGGAGUUUUAUCGAAGGUGGACAGAAGAACUUACUUGCAGCAAAAAGCGUAAUAGACAGAGGUGGAUCAAUCAUUCCGAGGGAUUCUGUCAAAGUCGUAGCCCCUAUUUAUAACCCAGACAAAGUACUAUGUGUAGGGAUGAACUACAUAGAUCACUGCGAGGAACAGAACGCACCUGUCCCUAUAGAACCGGUCAUCUUCAACAAAUUCCCCAGCAGUAUCAUAGGCCCCACGGAGGAUCUGGUGUAUCCCGAGGAGACAGAGAAGUUGGACUGGGAAGUGGAGCUGACAAUUGUUAUUGGAAAAGAAGCCAAGCGUGUUCAGGAAAAAGAUGCCAUGAAUUACGUUUUUGGAUAUACCGUUGCACAUGACGUCAGUGCACGUGACUGGCAGCUAGAUCCUGGAAAGAAUGGUGGGCAGUGGUUGAUUGGAAAAGCCAUGGAUGGUUUCUGUCCCCUAGGACCCGCCAUUGUGAUGAAAGAGGAUCUGAAUGAUCCUCAUAAUCUGGGACUGCGAUGCAAGGUGAAUGGCGUGACCAAGCAAGACAGCAACACAAAUCAGCUGGUACACAAAACGGCUGCCAUGGUAACAUUUAUAUCUAGAUUUAUGACACUGAAACCAGGGGACCUAGUUUUAACGGGAACCCCACCUGGUGUUGGGGUAUUUAGAAAACCUCCAGAAUACCUAAAGAGAGGUGACGUAGUGGAGUGUGAAAUUGAUGGCAUCGGGAAAGUUGUCAACAAAGUAGUGUAGAGUUUUACUGUCAACAAAAUAGUGUAGAGUUUUACUGUUAAAAAAUAGUGUACAAUUUUACUGUCCACAAAAAUUGGUGUAGAAUUUAACUCUUACCGAUGAUGGUUGAUUUUGGUAUUCUAAGAAAAAUGAUAUGUAGCCUAAUGUCCAGUCAUGCAACCCAGAAACGUUUUGUAUCAAAGAAUGUGGAAAUGGUCAACUGGGGAUCUCUAGAUUAGAAAUUAUAAGCAAAUUAUUUUAUUUGAUUGACAUGGUAAACAAAAUGAAAUCUUACAUCUAGUUUUGUAAGGGAUAUGAAUUCUGCUUUCUUUCAUGUGUAAUAUGACACAGCAAAAUUCAGGUGCAAUAAAGACUUUAAAA
Messenger RNA from Saccostrea echinata, 1332 nucleotides. Its product is annotated as fumarylacetoacetate hydrolase domain-containing protein 2-like. Bases 106 to 972 code for a protein of 288 amino acids. Gene Ontology annotation, molecular function: hydro-lyase activity. NCBI's taxonomy places the organism in Eukaryota, Metazoa, Mollusca, Bivalvia, Ostreida, Ostreidae. The record is from RefSeq and is a predicted model, not a curated record. The transcript has 7 exons.